GGGGCACUUAUGAAUGUCAACGUGCUGAAUCGAAACUGAGUACGGAAACUUAUCACUUAUAACGAUUUGCUCAUAUAUACGUACAUAUUUCUUUUACACAGCUGCUUUUAAAACUUACAACUUUACAGAUAUGGCAACUGCCAGCAGUCUGUUGUCAGAGGAGAGGUUCCUGUGUUCCGUCUGUCUGGACGUGUUUACUGAGCCAGUCUCAACGCCAUGUGGACACAACUUCUGCAGUGCCUGUAUCCUCAAGUAUUGGGACAGCAUUAACACUUGCCAGUGCCCAUUGUGCAAAAGAACAUUCUCCACAAGACCUGAACUCCAAGUCAACACGAUCAUGUCUGAGUUGGCUGGUGAGUUAAAGAAGUUAGCUCAAGUCAAAGCCUCGACUCCAGACCCACCACCUCCAUCGGAUGUUCUUUGUGAAAUCUGCUCUGAGAUAAAGGAAAAGGCUGUUAAGUCUUGCCUGAUGUGUCUAACUUCUUUCUGUGAGGUGCAUCUUGAGCCUCAUCAGAGAGUUGCUGGUCUCAAGAGCCACACAUUAUUGGACCCUGUGAAGAAUCUUGAUGACAGGAUGUGCAAGACACACAACAAAAUAAGAGAACUGUACUGUCGGACUGACCAGGCCUGUAUUUGUGUCUUGUGUCUUAAAACCGAUCACAAGAGUCACAGCGUUGUUUCACUGGAGGAAGAAUAUGAAACUGCUAUGGGAAAAAAAGAUGAGGAAAUGGCAAAUAUCCAAAAGCAGAUACAAUCACGGUCUGAGAAGAUAGCUGGGGUUGAAAACUCACUUGAUGUCAGCCAGAUAGAAAGUGAGAAAGAGAAAGUAGCCACGGUGCAGGUAUUCACUGAUUUGAUCCGCUCUAUUCAGAGGAGCCAGGCUGAGCUUGUUGAGGUGAUUGAGGAGAGGCAUAGAGCAACAAAGCAAAAGGCUGAAGGUUUUCUCACAGAACUGAGGGUGGAAAUUACUGAGCUUGAAAGCAGAAGCAGUCAACUGGAGCAGCUGUCACAGUCUAGGGAUCACUAUCAUUUUCUUCAGACCUUCCCAACCUUGUGCUCACCUUUAAACAAAGACUGCACCAACAUUGGUGUUCACAGUGACCUGUCUUAUGAGGCACAGAGAGGAGCUGUGACUCUGCUGAAACAGAGAGUUGAUGAAAUAAUGGAAGAGAUUCCUGAGAUCAAAAAGAAAAGAAUGCGAGAACACGCAGUGGACUUGACCCUUGAUCCUGACACAGCACACUGCACACUUGUCAUAAGUGAAGAUGGAAAACAAGUUGCAAAUGAGGGCAAAGUACUGAAACUUCCCGACAAUCCCAAGAGAUUUAAAAUGUAUCCAGAGGUUUUGGCAAAGGAGGGAUUCACAACAGGGAAGUUUUACUUUGAGGUACAAGUGAAAGGAAAGACUAGUUGGAAUGUUGGAGUGGUCAGGGAGUCUGUUGAUAGAAAGGGAGAUGUGGAGCUGUCAGUUACACAUGGUUUUUGGGCCUUUAGGUUGAAUGAGGAAAAAUAUGGAACAUCUAAAAAAGCAUCUGAUACAAUCAUACUCAAAGAAAAGCUUCAGAAAGUGGGCAUUUUUGUGGACUAUAAUAAGGGAGUGGUUUCUUUCUAUGAUGUGGAUUCUAAGUCUCACGUCUAUUCUUUCACUGGCUGCCAUUUUACAGAGAAACUGUAUCCAUACUUCUGCCCUCACCUUUGUAAUAAUGGAAAAAACGCUGCCCCGCUCAUCAUCACACCUGUACCUCCAGCAGUUUAAUAUGAAAAAACCUCAAAUAUAUGCACAGAUAUUCAAAAACAAGUAUGAUAAUCAGAGAUGUAAAAUAAUGAUGCUAAUGUUGAACAAUAAUACCAUCUGAUCCUGUUAUGUUAUAGUGGAUAAAGCUACCAAUGUCAUGAUGUAAUGUACUUUUAGUUUGUAAAGGUAUUUUGUUGCCUUUUUUAUGUACAUUUCCUUUGUUGAAAUAUUUGCUUGUAAUUCACUGUGGUGCUGAAGAAACUACUCAUGUAGAUGGAUUUGUUGUGCAAUUCCUACCUAGAAGCUCUGUCACAGUAUUAAACUCAUUGUUGUAAAGCAUUAGAACAUCCUCAGUUUAUGAUGUGAUCCUAUUUCUGAAAAAUGUAACAGCAUGAGUUGGAGGACAGUUUUGAAAUUGAAGUAGAUGGAACACUGUAAAGGCAUUACAUCUUUGUAAUGGCAUCGAUGUAAUAGAUGUAAUGUAAAAUAAAUAAAUAAAUAAAAUCG
Molecule: messenger RNA, 2242 nt
Organism: Toxotes jaculatrix (banded archerfish)
Lineage: Eukaryota; Metazoa; Chordata; Actinopteri; Toxotidae
Product: E3 ubiquitin-protein ligase TRIM21-like
Exons: 2
Coding region: 131-1756 (541 amino acids)
Molecular function (GO): protein binding; zinc ion binding
Source: RefSeq, a predicted model, not a curated record